AUCCAAUCAUAAUGGCAGUAAAACUACAUCUCCCAUGGCGCACAAUUGUAGACGUGAAACGCACCGUAUUCCAAAUCGACGAUCUCAGUUUAGUCCGUUUCCUCUAGUGGCAUGACGUAGGUGGGGGAGGCAGAUAGGGAUCGACUAUGGAACGAGCUGAAAAUACUAUCUUAUAACGGUACCGGCUGAUAGACAGCUGAACUUUUUGUUAACAUCAAAAAAAGUGGAGGACACGACGAGACAGACAAAAACACAGCCAUGCAGUUCAAAUACAGAAGGCACUGAUUUAUUUUAUAGGAUUUUUCCUGUGCUCCUUCAAGGGCUGGGUCCGUUAUCGCUGUUGUUGGCGGAACCGGCUGGCCAAGAUGUCUGUGGAGGAACAAGAAUAUCCCGAGGCGACUCUGGUGGCAGAGGCCGGGCCGCAGUGGUUUCGGGUGGAAUUAGAGCGCCUAUCCCGGGAGCUGAGCGAGACGACUCACGAGAAGAUCCAGGCGGCGGAAUACGGGCUGGCGGUGCUCGAAGAGAAGCAACAGCUCAAACAGCGUUAUGACGAGUUGGAGACCGAGUUCGAGACCGUUCGGCAGGAACUCGACCAACUGAAGGAGGCGUUUGGCCAAGCCUACUCCACCCAUAGGAAGGUGGCUGCAGAUGGGGAGAGCAGGGAGGAGUCACUGAUGCUGGAGUCAGCCAGUAAGGAGGCCCACUACCAGCAGAUGGUCCUGGAGCUGCAAAACGAGCUGCGGUUGGCCAGGACUGCCCUCACCAGCAACCAAUCAGAGAACGAGCGCCUGGCCUCUGUUGCCUUGGAGAUGAGAGAGAGUUCUGAGCUGGUGGAGCUGCAGCGCACCCAACUGCGUGAUGACAUCAGAGAGUAUAAGGUGCGAGAGGCACGUCUGCUGCAGGACUACAGUGAGCUGGAGGACGAGAACAUCUCCCUGCAGAAACAGGUGUCCCUGCUCCGACAGAGCCAGGUGGAGUUUGAGGGUCUGAAGCAUGAGAUCUGUCGUCUGGAGGAGGACUCCCAGUGCCUCCACAGCCAGUUGGAGGAGGCCAUGCGCCUGCGGGAGAUCGCUGAGCGCCAGCUGACCGAGGCUCUGGAGACCAUUAAGACUGAGCGCGAGCAGAAGGCCGCCCUGCGUAAAGAACUGUCCCACUACAUGACCAUCGGGGACAACCUGUUACCGUACCACCACAGCCCACUGCACAUCUCCCUGGACGGCCUCAAGUUCAGCGAGGAUCCCACUGCUGCCACCAACGAACCCAACAAUGAUGACUCGUUCCGUGGCUAUGAGAACGGCCUGGCUAAGAUGACUGCCGACUGCAACGAUGAUAACAGAGCCAUGGUCCGGCCCGCCCCCAGCCUAGUGGAUGACCUGCUGAGUGAACUCAACAUCUCAGAGAUCCAAAAACUCAAGCAGCAGCUCAUGCAGGUUGAGCGGGAGAAGGUAGCGCUCCUCUCCUCUCUGCAGGAGGCCCAGAAGCAGCUGGAGGUGGCCCAUGGGACUCUGUCUGAGCAGCAGGAGAUGGUAGGACGCCUCACCGAGAAUCUCAGCGCCAUGAGGAAACUCCAGGCCAGCAAGGAGCGCCACUCGGCCCUGGACAGCGAGAAGGAGCGUGACAGCCGUGACGAUGGCGACGGGGACUACUACGAGCUGGACAUCAACGGGCCUGAGAUCCUGCAGUGUAAGUACACCGUGGCUGUGUCCGAGGCCGGGGAGCUCAGACAGGAGCUGAAGACUCUUAAAGCAGAGUACCAGUCGUGCCGAAGCCAGUACGAGGAGGAGCGAGCCCGCCUGGAGAGCGAUGUGGCGGGGCUGAGCGAGAAGCUGGCUUCCCUGGAGAAGAGCAGCCGGGUGGAGCGUGAGGAGAUCGAGCACCUAGAGAAGGAGCUGCGGCGGGUGAGCGAGGCGGCGGGCGAGUCGCAGGGCAGUCUGAACGUGGCGCAGGACGAACUGGUGGUGUUCAGUGAGGAGCUGGCCAACCUCUAUAACCACGUGUGCAUGUGCAACAAUGAAACCCCCAACCGGGUCAUGCUCGACUACUACAAGGAGGGCAAGGCCAGUGUAGGGGGUGGGGGCAGCCGGGAGGGGAAGGGGCGACGUCUGUCCCAUGUACUACUCUCCAACGGGCUGGUCCCUGAAACUGACCCCGGUAAACUUGAAGCCAGUGACCCAGCAGUCCCAGCCCCAGUCCCAGCCCCAGAGUCCCGUCCAGAGCCAAUGAACAUCUAUAACCUGGUGGCCAUCAUCAGGGACCAGAUCCGUCACCUGCAGCAGGCGGUGGACCGCACCACAGAGCUGUCCCGUCAGAGGAUGGCCUCCAUGGAGCUGGGCACCGUGGCUGAUAAGGACAGCGAGGCCUGCAUGGGGGAGAUCCUCAAACUCAAGUCCCUCCUCAGCACCAAGAGGGAGCAGAUCGCCACCCUGAGGACCGUACUCAAAGCCAACAAACAGACGGCUGAGGUGGCGCUGGCCAACCUGAAGAGUAAAUACGACAACGAGAAGACCAUGGUGAGGGAUACCAUGUUGAAACUCCGCAACGAGCUGAAGGCUCUGAAAGAAGACGCUGCCACCUUCUCCUCACUACGGGCCAUGUUCGCUACAAGGUGUGAUGAGUACGUAACUCAGCUGGAUGAGAUGCAGAGACAGCUGGUUGCGGCGGAGGACGAGAAGAAGACCCUGAACUCCCUGCUCCGCAUGGCCAUCCAGCAGAAGCUGGCCUUGACCCAACGUCUGGAGGACCUGGAGUUCGAUCAUGAGCAGGCGCGCCGUGGCGGGGUUACAAGAGUAGUGACGGGCAGUCGGAGCAAGUCCUCCUCGUCGGCGCGGGGCAAAGGGGCCUCGGCCAAUCAUCACUAAUUUAAUCAAGCCCAGUGUCCUUCAAAGGUUGACAGUCACCUUGCCGAUGAUUACUUCAGUGUCCCCUCGUGGCCUGAGACCCAUGUCAGAGACAUACACUGCUGUAGUGUGAGGACUUUGUUUCUGUGCGCACACACACACACACACACACACCCUUGACCUUUACAGACACGUGAAAUCCCCAGGGGUUUGGUCUCUUGGUGUGGCUGCAGGAAACAACAAAGACUCAUGGGUAUGACGACCAUAGAUAUCUAGGUCUAUUUCUGUGGGUAUGACCAUAGAGAUAUCUAGGUCUAUUUCUGUGGGUAUGAUCAUAGAGAUAUCUAGCUCUAUUUAUGUGGGUAUGAUCAUAGAGAUAUCUAGGUCUAUUUCUGUGGGUAUGAUCAUAGAGAUAUCUAGCUCUAUUUAUGUGGGUAUGACCCCCAUUGUGAUUUAGUCACUCAUCCCACAUUGUCCACCACUAUACUGUUAUUACUCUGUCUGUUUCCCCCGAUGACUGCGCACUUUUAAUGUAUUUUUUAUUUCUCUUUUUUUGCUUGUUGUAAUUCACACCUCAGUGAAUGUGUGAGGCGUUCAUAAGCUUUUUGUUACAUGUUUGAUCAUUGGAGCAUUAAUUAGUCAUUUUAAUAUUUUUGCUUUUGUCAUUAUAUAACUGGCAGAUUCAUAACAGAAUUUCCAUGGAGAGUAAACCUGUGUUGAUUUAUAUUUAUAUGUAGGGAAAGAUCAGAGGCAACAAAGUCAAAGGAACUAACUUGCUCCAGUUUUCUCUGGGGUCAAUAUUCAGUGGGACUCACAAGCUAACAGACGUUCUCUGUAAGCACAUAGAUGAACAUCUUAAAUUGGAAUUAGUAUUUUCUCUCUUGGUUCAAACAUUUUGAUAAUGUGUUUAAAAAAAAGUUUACCAGAGAGAGCAGGAUGUUCCAGCAGGACAUUCAACCAGUGUGUGCCCAGUGCGUACCUUCUGGCCUUAGUAUAGACCAGUAGUUUGUUCUGUCCACAAAAGAGAAGCUGGAUUUAGUUUAGACUAGUAGUGCCUUUCUGUCCACAAAAGAGAAGCUAGAUUUCGUUUUGACUAGUAGUUUGUUCUGUCCACAAAAGAGAAGCUAGGUUUAGAUUUGAAUGUUUUCUAUGUCUUUGAGAAGGAAUUGUUGUGAGAGGUUAUACAGUGAGGGAAAAAAGUAUUUGAUCCCCUGCUGAUUUUGUACGUUUGCCCACUGACAAAGAA
This is a messenger RNA of Coregonus clupeaformis (lake whitefish), 4083 nucleotides long. RefSeq names its product protein bicaudal D homolog 2. Gene Ontology annotation, biological process: microtubule anchoring at microtubule organizing center; regulation of microtubule cytoskeleton organization; protein localization to organelle. Gene Ontology annotation, molecular function: dynactin binding; cytoskeletal adaptor activity; dynein complex binding. The record is from RefSeq and is a predicted model, not a curated record. Gene Ontology annotation, cellular component: cytosol; Golgi apparatus. The coding region runs from base 366 to 2858 and encodes 830 amino acids. NCBI's taxonomy places the organism in Eukaryota, Metazoa, Chordata, Actinopteri, Salmoniformes, Salmonidae. The transcript is spliced from 8 exons.